AUGGACGCGAUACUGAAUUACAGGUUGGAAGAUACUGAAGAUUACUACACGUUACUGGGAUGUGAUGAACUGUCUUCGGCUGAACAAAUCCUGGCAGAAUUUAAGGUCAGGGCCCUGGAAUGUCACCCCGACAAGCAUCCUGAAAACUCCAAAGCUGUGGAGACUUUUCAGAAACUGCAGAAGGCAAAGGAGAUUUUGACUAAUGGAGCAAGUCGAGCCCGCUAUGACCACUGGCGAAGGAGCCAGAUAUCGAUGCCAUUCCAGCAGUGGGAAGCUUUGAGUGACUCGGUGAAAACGUCAAUGCACUGGGCUGCCAGAGGUAAAAAAGAUCUGAUGUUGGAAGAAUCUGACCAGACUCAUACCAAUAAAAUUGAAAAUGAGGAACGGAAUGAGCAAAAAGAGAUAAAGAAUGAGGAGUUCGGUCCAACCACAGAGAAAAUGGAGCAAAAAGAAUCCAAAUCCAUGGAGAAGUCAUUCUCCUCACAAAAUCCAGAUUCUCCAGGUUUUUCAGAUGUGAACUGCUGGCACCUUCGUUUCCGCUGGUCUGGGGAUGCUCCUUCAGAACUCCUGAGGAAAUUCAGAAACUAUGAAAUAUGA
Mesoplodon densirostris (Blainville's beaked whale) is the source of this 597-nucleotide messenger RNA. It is a transcript of the gene DNAJC12, whose product is annotated as DnaJ heat shock protein family (Hsp40) member C12. The record is from RefSeq and is a predicted model, not a curated record. The transcript has 5 exons. Gene Ontology annotation, cellular component: cytoplasm. Bases 1 to 597 code for a protein of 198 amino acids. NCBI's taxonomy places the organism in Eukaryota, Metazoa, Chordata, Mammalia, Artiodactyla, Ziphiidae.